AGUCUACUCACACGGAACAGUUUUGAUUUCAUCCAAAAAUGUCAACAGCUCAAAAUUCUGAGGAAACUCCUGAUGUUUCACAAGAAAACAAAGAUGAGAGUCAAGGAGCGAGUGGAGAUUCUAGUAUUCCAACAAGCCCCACGCAUGUCAAAUCUAAAGUUGAUGUUCUCCUCAAACCAGCUGGUGAUGCUCCUAUCAUGAAGAAGAAAAAAUGGGCAGUAGAGAGAAAUAAGAAAAUUGUCUAUAUAUCUGACUUUAUCAAGAAAUUCAUUAAAAUGAGUGCAAAUGAAUCACUUUUUCUGUAUGUAAACCAGUCAUUUUCACCAUCACCAGAUACUGAAGUUGGAUGUGUUUUUGAUUGUUUUGGUAGUGACGGCAAACUAGUUUUACAUUACUGCCGCACACAGGCUUGGGGAUGACAAGGGAUGUUACAAAUGAUUGACUUUAUACUUUUUAACUUAAAUUAAAUUAUAUAAAACACUGGAAUAUAUGCCAUACAGUGUUAUCAAGGGAUCUUAGAUUGCAUAGGCCACCCUGGCACUAACCUGACAUAAGGGUAUCACUGGAACUUCUUAUGCCUAUUAUGGUUGUUUUUAUAAGGAACGUUCAAUUUAUUUAUUGUUAUUGCGGUAUAUUUUGUGUCCAAAAUAUAACCUUAAAAGUAAGCAUAAUAAAGGUGAUUUUUAACCUAUAUUUGCUCUACGUCCUGCCAGUCUGUCCAUCAGUCCAUUGCUCUUCUUGAAACUACAAGAGGGAAUUUAAUGAAAAUUGAGGUGUUUAAUGCAUGGCAGUGGGUGGAAGUUCGUAGUGAAAUAACCAUUACCGUACGCUUCUCAAAGUGUCUCCCUUUCUGUACUUAAUGUUGUUCUGACAACAGCUUUGACACAGUUGAAAGUGAAUAUAAGAAAUGUGUUAAUAUUUAAACUUGGGACUAUUUGGAAAGAAUAUAAUAUCGAUCAUCAACUAUCCUGAAUAGCUCUUGCAAUAAUAUAUUCAAGGGUAUUCAUAGAAAAUUUAGAUAGUCAUUCAUUUCCAGUUAAUUUUGUCUAUUAUAUGUAAUUCACAACAUUUUUUUGUCUGUCCCGACAAUUUUACAACUGCUGAUACAUUGAUAGAUGACACAAAGUAAUAUCAACUUUGUUAAUUACUGAUUUAUCUCCCUUCCACUCUAAGAAGAAAGUGACUGGGGAUACUGCUGAUACUAUACUUUUGAAAUGAGACUGAUGAAAUGUUGAACUAAAUACAGACUCCUUAAAGAAAGAAGAGCCUUAGUGAAUUAGUAAUUAGCCUACUCAGUGUAUUAUACAAUGUUUGAAUGUGUUAACUACAUGGAUUUUAUUUGUUGUGUAUUGGUUGAGAGGUUGAAAUCUGAUCUUGUAUUUCAUGUUGUCAGUGGUUUAUUGAAAUAAACAGGCAGAUUAUACUAAAAAAGUUCACUGUUUGAAACAGUACAAUAUUGAUUUUAUAAUUGUUACUAUUACAGAACUACAUUUGAAUGUUAAAAGAUAUUAAUUAAAAAGUAUACAUUAAUAACAUACAGAAGUACAUAAAAAUUUACAAAAAUUUUAACAUAUCCACUCAACUAUAUUAAUACAAAAAGUUUUUAGAAUCACCAAGAAUUUUUUUCAAAUACCAAUUUUAUGACAUCUUGAUUUUGUGUGUGAUAUUGCCUGGUGCAUGUGAGGUUGCAAGGAUGAAACUGGUAUGAUCAUUUAAAACCCUUAAAAAAGACAUGAAAUAAAAAGAAAACUUGUUUGUUUUACAUGAUUUAAGAUUGAAAUAUAUUUCUUUUGUGAACACUGAAUUUUAAAUGUUCACACGUGGUCUCACUCUGACAUUACUUCCUGAAAAUAUGCCAUCUAAUGUUCACUCAGCGAAAGAUAUUUCGAUUUUAUGCUGAAACAAACAAAGUAUCCUCUAUAUUUGACUGUGAUAUUGUAAAAGUAUGGUAUACAUGUGCUUGUAUUAUUUUGUUGUCUUGAUGAGUGACUUCAUUAUUGUAAAUUUGUAUUGUAUUUUUUUUGCUAUAAGUUGCUUCACAUAUUCCGUAACCACAUCUUCUGUAUUUAUCAUUACACAUAAGAGCAUGGAAAGAAAGUACCGAGUACAUGUAUAGUAGGGACUGUUUGAAUUUUUCAUGCUGUUUGAGAUAAUGAUUUUUCAAAUAUAAUUACACAGUGACUAUCUUUAUGCUUUUUCUAACUAAGUGUUGAUAAAAACUCUUUCAGAUAAAACAUUAUUUGUACAUUUUAAAUUGUAUCAAUAUAUGAUAUGUUUCUAUUAAUACAAGCAAAUUAAUUUGAAUGCCUUGAAAAUAUAAACAGAAGUGUUACUUCCAAAAUGUUCCCAGACUUGAGGAAAUUUACUCUUGAAAUUGCCCGUUAAAGUGUAUGUUUAUUUUUUAAUUGCUUAACUUCAUUUAUAUAAAAUGUUCAUGAAUUAAAGUUGUUUUUAUUUUCACUACAAUGACUGUAAGAAUAGUGUAUUGUGUAUAUUAUGGUGUAUAUAACGCAUAUAUUUUUGUCUAAACAUGGUCAGUACAUGUAACAAUUAAUUGCCAUACUGACUCAUGAGCAGAACCAAAGACAUUAAAUUUUGUUUCCUGUGCAAAAAAUUCUCUGCAAUGAACUUGAACUUGUAAUAAUUACAUUAUUAUACUUAAGUAAAACCAAGUUACAGUGAGUCAAACAACAAGGAGUAUAUCUGUCAACCUCUGUGAUAGCCGGUGCUAGGGGGCUCGGGCAGUGUUGCAUUUUCCAUUACUGCUCAUGAACAGACUCAAUCAAACCGAGUCUGCAAUUUUCACUUUUGCCUUGUUCUCGGUGCUUCCGAGGGAUCUACUUUUCAGGUUUUAUUUACUGCAAAUUGAUGGAUUUAAUAAUAACGAGUUGUUGCUAUAUUUGAACAUUUAUUGACUUCACUAAAAGGCAAUAAUGUGCAGUAACAAAAUAAGAGAAACUUUAUCCAGAUACUGUUAUUGGUUAAAUACACAGUUAUUUCCCUUUGACCAUGUAUGUUAUUAACACUUGGCUUACAACUUUAUUGUUUGUUUAUUAAUUAUUUUAGUUAGUCAGGGAUAUUUGUUUUGUUUUCUUAAAAUGUUGAUACAUGUUCUGCUGGCAAAUAUAGUAAUUAAGUCAAGACAAAAAAAAACAGUGUGACCUUUAACCCAUAUUGUGCUGGACGUGAUCGAUUCAGCUUUUGCGACCAGUGCAGACCAUGAUCAGCCUGCACACCCUGCUCUGUUCGUCAUUCAGUCAGUAUCUUUUUGGUAUGCACCCCUUUUAACAGAUAAUGGUACUGGCAAAAUUGAAAGAUGGACAAGUUUAUUAUAGAAAUUGAGCAGGGUAAGGGGUACCAUUCCUUUAUAUUCUGGUAACAAUGUUCCUUAUUAUCUAGAAGAUUUACUUUAAAAAGUAUUUAUAAAUUUAAUGGAUAAUUGGACUAUUUUAAGCUUAAUUAUUUGUUAAAAUAGAUAAUUUUAUAUACAGAGUAUUGUGUAAAGCUUUUAAUGAAUAAUGGUACUUUUGAAUACAUGAUAUCUUAAAAUUUGAAAUUCACAUUGUUCUUUAUUACACCUGCACUCAGUUUCUAGCUGGACUAAACAAGUACAGCCUCAGAAAUAAUCAGUACUAGUGUAUAACCACUUCAGUCAGUUUCUUCAGUUGUGUACAAUGGCUUGUGUUGGUAUGUAGAAACCAUUUUGGUAAAGAUUUCUUGGCUUCAUACACUUUUUAGUUCCACUAUUCGGAGAAUAGGGGGGCUAUUCUACUCGCCCUGGCUUCGGCGUCGGCGUAAGCUUUCUUGGUUAAAGUUUUUCGGCAACCUUUGUUUUCUUUUUACUAUUGCUUAUAUCUUACUGUAACUUCACAUAAACAUUGUCAAGCAUACAAACAAAGUAUGUACAGGGGCUGGGCCCAUUAUACUCGAGGUCAAGGCCACCAAGGUGUUAUACUUAGGUUAUUCUAGGAUGAAACUUCCAGCACAACAACAUACACAUUUUAAAUCAUUUAAUUGUUAUAGUUUUCCACAGGAUGUCAAAUAAAUAACUUUUAUAACAUUUUUAGCUCGACUAUUCGAAGAAUAAGUAGAGCUAUCCUACUCACCACGGCGUCGGCGUCGGCGUCGGCGUCACACCUUGGUUAAGUUUUUCGUACCAGUCCACAUUUUGACAAAGUCUUUUGAGAUAAAGCUUUGAAACUUUCAACACUUGUUUACCAUCACCAUGGCCAGUUAUAGGCAAGAGUACAUAACUCCAUCAGGGAUUUUGGCUGAAUUAUGGCCCCUUUUGACUUAGAAAUCAUGGUUAAGUUUUUCGUACCAGUUCAUAUUUUGACAAAGUCUUUUGAGAUAAAGCUUUGAAACUUUCAACACUUGUU
Mercenaria mercenaria is the source of this 4379-nucleotide messenger RNA. RefSeq names its product ubiquitin-like protein ATG12. The record is from RefSeq and is a predicted model, not a curated record. Gene Ontology annotation, biological process: autophagy of mitochondrion; C-terminal protein lipidation; autophagosome assembly. Gene Ontology annotation, cellular component: phagophore assembly site membrane; cytoplasm; Atg12-Atg5-Atg16 complex. The transcript has 4 exons. Bases 39 to 419 code for a protein of 126 amino acids. Lineage: Eukaryota; Metazoa; Mollusca; Bivalvia; Venerida; Veneridae.